GCGGGAGCGGCCGCCGCUAGCUGCGCUCUGCCCGGGACGGACGCCGGACCGCCCCGUCACGUGCGCCCAAGUCCUCGGCCGGCCGGGGCAGCGCCGUUCCCAUGGUUCAAGGCUGUUGAUGGAGAAGGGGGCGGAUGACAGCCGGGACAGUGGUCAUCACUGGGGGCAUCUUGGCGACUGUGAUCCUGCUCUGCAUCAUCGCCGUUCUGUGCUACUGCCGGCUCCAGUACUACUGCUGCAAGGAAGACUCGGAGGAGGACGAGGAGGAGCCUGACUUCGCCGUGCACUCGAACCCGCCUCCGCUGCCCCGCGGCCACAGCCUCGUGCUCACCAACGGGCCUGCGCUCUACCCGGCUGCCUCCACCUCCUUCAGCCAGAAGACCCCGCAGGCCCGCGCCCUCUGCCGCAGCUGCUCCCACUACGAGCCGCCCACCUUCUUCCUGCAGGAGCCCGAGGACGAGGACGUGCGCAACGGCGGCCAGCGGGUGGCCUACCAGAGCGUCGGCCAGGAGGACGCCGAGCUGCCGCCCGAGGGCUUCGGGGGCCUGCAGGCGCUCAACCCCAACCGCCUCUCAGCCAUGCGGGAGGCCUUCUCCCGGAGCCGCAGCGUCAGCACCGACGUCUGAGCAGCCCCGCCCGCCUGGCCGGCCCCCAGACCAUGGCGGGGUCCCCGGGCCUGGACCAGGGCUCGGCCCAGCCCUCCCUGCCUCUCUAUCCCCAUGGGGGCCGGUCCGGGAGCUCCGAGGCGCACUGCAGGGGUAGGGCCCAGUGAGCACGGGGCGGGCCCCUGGGUUUGGGGUCGCGGGGCCUGGGGCUCGAGGGCAGGUGGGCACAGGCGCAUCCCAGGUGUCAGUUGGCAGGGCGACGCCAGGCUCCUGACGCCGAAGCUGCCAUCCUGCAGGGGAAGUGGCCUCCACCUCCUCCCCAGCAACUUGGCCAUCGCCGGCUGUGAGACCGGCCCUGGCCACCCGUCCCUGGGCCUCAGCCGCGAUGCCAUGGGCCGGGAGCACAAGCCCUCCCGGGUGAUCGCAGACCAAGGAUUCAGGCCCAGAGCGGAGUGGGGAGGGGCACCCCCGCGCUCUCGCUCACACGCGCAUCCUUGGCCUCGGUGUCAGGCUGCUGGGACGUCCUCGGGGCUGGCCUUCCUGCAGAUGUCCUAGCCAGUGUCAGGGGCAGCCUGGCCCUUGGGAUUCACAGCCCCAACUGGCUUUUUGGAGAAAGAGGGAGGCACAGAGGGAGGAGGAGGCCACAGGCCAACCACCUGCUCCGGGAGCGUCUGCACCAAAACACGCCCCCCAUUCCGAAGCCCAGGCGUGGGGGGUGGAUGGCAUGGAGAUCAGGACCUAAGGGACCCACUUCCCCCCGCUCCCGAGGCCUGCGACAGGCCCUCCUGCCCGCUGGGCCUCAGCACCCAGAGCCCUUCAUGCUCUGACCCCCAGGGGAGACCCACCCGAACUCUCCCACCUGGCCCGUUUCUCAGGAGGGUCUGGGAGCAGGGCCCGGCUCCUGCUCCCGCUCCACGUAAGACCUCAGCUGAGCCCGCUCUCCACCAAGCUCCCAGCAGGGCUAAGGGCUCCCUGGGGGCCCCCUCUCCGGCUCCCUCCCUCUGCUGGGGAAGUGAAGCUCCAUGGCCACCCCAGAGAAGUGGCCAGCCAGAAGGCAGCUCCCCCCGCCCGGCCAGAGGUGGGGUCUCCUGCACAGCAGGGCCCCUGGGGUAGACCAGCUGCUCGCGGCCUGCAGGGGCGCUGGGCUAAGCCACCUUCCUAAAAGACAAAGCAAUCUUUGAGGGUCCCUGAGCCGAGGACAGCCGAGCACCUGCGUCUCUCCCAAUGCCCCAGAGUCGUCUGGACUUUGGCCGUGAGCAGAGGGAGGGAGGGCCUACUAGUUCCAGCUUCCUCCUUUCAUUCUCCUUCCUUUCACCUCCCGCCUCCGUUUGGACGUGCUAAGGGAAUCCGGCCCCAGCGUCCCUGCGGCCCCAGCUCUCCCCCUUUGUGGAACCCCAUGAGUUCUUUGUGCGCGUCUGCUUGGGGGGUGGGCUGGGGUGGGGGGCGAGCGCCGGGAGGUGGCACUUCCGUGGCUGUUCUGUUCCGGUUUCCUGUUUCCCUCUCUGGUCUCUGUUCUCUGUAUAGAUUCAUAGAUCCACUUAAGACGAGUCGCACGCCCAUCCCUGUGCGUUCACGCAGCUGCAUCGUGGGGACCCUCGGGGAGCCGCGUGCUCCCUAAGAGAAAGCCAAUAAAGCUCAUCUCCAGCACCGCCA
Suricata suricatta (meerkat) is the source of this 2258-nucleotide messenger RNA. RefSeq names its product family with sequence similarity 163 member B (gene FAM163B). The record is from RefSeq and is a predicted model, not a curated record. The transcript has 3 exons. NCBI's taxonomy places the organism in Eukaryota, Metazoa, Chordata, Mammalia, Carnivora, Herpestidae. The coding region runs from base 135 to 626 and encodes 163 amino acids.